Mercenaria mercenaria is the source of this 4275-nucleotide messenger RNA. Its product is annotated as protein Wnt-11b-2-like. Bases 1915 to 2979 code for a protein of 354 amino acids. Gene Ontology annotation, cellular component: extracellular region. Gene Ontology annotation, biological process: neuron differentiation; multicellular organism development; cell fate commitment. Lineage: Eukaryota; Metazoa; Mollusca; Bivalvia; Venerida; Veneridae. Gene Ontology annotation, molecular function: cytokine activity; frizzled binding. The transcript is spliced from 6 exons. The record is from RefSeq and is a predicted model, not a curated record.
AAAGUAGGUUCAAUGAAAUUUUAAUUCGCAUUUUUAUUCUACAAUGACAGGGAUGGACUUUUGACGUUACAUAAUUAAAAUGACACAAAUGUUUUAAACAGUUUAAAAUGAGACAAUGAGAUGAAACAUGUGUGAGGACAGAUAUUGCUGUAUUACAUAGCAGCAUUACAAGCUAGAUGUUGACUAAAGCAGUGACCAAAAAAAAAAAGAAGAUCUAUGGAAUAUUUGGAUAUUACGAAUUAAUGUACACUUGUUGAUAUAAUUCAGUCGAUACUGCUAAUUUAGAAUUUAUAUUACAGUGAGAAAAGGGAAUAAUAUGAAGAAAGAACACCAGUUUAAAACUUGAAGAGGACAUGAAAACGUUCGUGGACUGUUAAUGUGUUUUCCAGUAUCAUGGUAAUGAAGAGAAAUAUCGAAAAAAAUAAAAAGAUUGUUUUUUUCUAUGAAGGAAAUGAUAGUGAAAAAAAACCCUGUAACAUCAGUUGUGUGACUAUAUAGACGGUUAGACAUCUUUAAAAUCAUAUUAAAAUAUUUUUGUUAACAGUGGGUAAUAACUAACUUACCAGUGAUCGUUGAUAAACGGCGAAAUCUGCUACCGGCAAUGUGUUAAUCAGUCGAAACUUUCAAAGUUACAAAUAACAACUCCAAAGUUCGGUAACUAUGAAAAAAAAGGAUAUAAUAAUCACGUUCGUAUUGUUACAAUAGCAAGAGAUCUGCACAAUGAUAAAUGUGAAGCUUUGUUUCAGACUUUACAAAAAAAAACACUUUUACUUUAACUGUCUUUAACAAAAAAUGUAUCGGUUUAUAUAUUAUAAGUCAAUUCUGCUGAUAAAUCAAACGGUAUUUUGCAAUGUUUAGAUUACUAGACGUUUAUUUUAAGAAAUACCGUUCAGUGAAUGGAUGAUGAAAAUUGAAAACAGGAGAAAACAUUUUAAAGGAUACUUAUCUACGAAUUUUAAUGGGAUUUUUGAUGGAGUUUUGUGAUGAAUUUAUGCAAUGGAAGUUUCAAAUGGACCAUAAUUACUUACACUUUAACAGUUCUCGUUAUAUUUAAAGUAAUGAAUUUGAAUUAUGUAUUACAAAAAAAAGAUGUCACUGUUUUUUUUUAAAACGUAAAUGUGUAUGGAUAAUUUAAUUUGAAAGCAACCCUAAUUAGUGAACGCAGAAACAGUGGUAUACUGACCUUGACUGAGCAUUAACAACAAGGUAAAGAUCACCUGAAAAUAAUGAAAAUUGGUAAUUAUGUGAACCAGACAAAAAUGCAGAUUACUCCAGCAUUGGGUGGUUAAAACAUCCAUGUACAGGACACACAAAAACAAGGAUCUGGAAAAAUAAAGAAUAUGCAAGUGUUAAAGUCUGUUUUCAUAAAGUGUUUGAUGUUAGAUUAUAUCAUUAUAGAAACUAUCUGGAAUUUGUAAACAGACUGCCCUAGAGUUAUUAUGAGGAAGUGACUGUUUUAAUGAAUUAAUCUGAUUUAUAUACAUAUUGUGUGAAAUACUUAUAAAAUUCAAUUUUCCUAUUACCACACAUCUGUGGUUGAAAUGGGGCCGUUUGGUUAGGAAUAUUUUGGAGUUAUGUCCAUCUGUCAUUCUGAAGCCAGCGCCCAAAGAAAACGCCAAAAAAUGUUCGCGUUCACACCUCGAAGUGGAAAAAAAUAAUUAUCGUGCUAGUGUUGAAAGGAAGUGCACGCGACUUUAAUUAGGCAUUUACUUAAUGCAAUAAGUAAACUGCACGGUUCUGUGAUCAAACCAAUACUGAACGAUAGUUUUGGUUUUUUUUUACAGAGUCAACAACAGUCUUUCAUAUGCACGACAAGUGAAUUGGGAGACGUUCUGUGUUAUUACUGUAUUUGUGUGAAAUUGUUGAAUUGUGAUAAAGAAGAAAAAUACUGGAACAUUUUUUUCUGUCACCAGUAUGAAAAUGCAGCUGAACGCAGGCAUGUUUGUCGUGCACGUGGCGAUCACGUUACUACUCUGGAUGGACUUUUGCUCGGGUGUGAAAUGGUUAGCAUUGUAUAAAAAUCGUCAAAAGUCAUGGUCUAACUCAAAAGACUGCAAGAAAUCGUAUGGUCUGUCAUCAGACCAAUUGAAGAUUUGUCAACAACAUCUUGACCUCAUGAGUACCGUAGCGCUUGCUUCAUAUAAAGGAAUUGAUGCUUGUCAGAGACAAUUUAUGGACAGACGCUGGAAUUGUUCCUCAAUCACAUCUGCGCCUAAACUGACAAAAGAUUUAAAACGAGGGACACGAGAGCAAGCCUUCGUUUAUGCAAUCGCCUCAGCAACAUUGAUGCAUUCAAUUGCACGUGCAUGCAGCGUUGGUAUAACAACAAAAUGCUCGUGCGGAGCGUUACCAAAUGAGGCCCCAACAGGAGAAUAUAAAUGGGGUGGAUGCGGAGAUGAUGUGGAUUAUGGACUUAGAUUUAGUGAACAAUUUACCUCCUAUCAUACUUUAAAAAAUUCAAAAAGAAAGAAAACUAUGAUGAACACUCAUAAUAUAGCGGCUGGUAACAAGGUUGUUGUAGAUAGUUUAACAACUGCGUGUAAAUGUCACGGUGUAUCUGGGAGCUGUUCUAUCAAAACUUGCUGGCGAUCUUUGUCAGACUUUAAUAAAAUUGCCGAAACUCUUAAAGACAAAUAUGGAAUGGCAAUUGAAGUGAAACGGAAGCGCAAGAAAGGAAAACAUACAUUUUCACCAAUUAAUAAGAAAGUUGAUUCAAUUCCUAUAGACGAAUUAGUUUAUAUUCAAAAGUCACCAGACUACUGUUCGCCGGACAGAAAAAUGGGUUCCAUCGGGACGCAAGGGAGGUCGUGUGACCCGGAGAGCAACGGGCCUGGGGGUUGUGAUAUUAUGUGUUGUGGGCGGGGUUAUGACUCCAGUGACGUGCAAAUUGUGAGACGGUGCGAGUGUAAAUAUUACUGGUGUUGUUAUGUUAAGUGUAAAACGUGUUCAGAAAUGGUCCGAGUUCACAGAUGCCGAUAAUACUCCUUGUGAUGCAGUAAAUGUAUCAAUUGUGUCAAUUGACUCCUGCCUCUACAGAAAUCCGGGUAUACAGGGGUGAUAAGGAUGAGUAGAAACUGAUGCUAUGAGAACGGUUGUGAUAUUUUUUCCGAGAUUAUUAAUUUUGACUAUGGCAGGACUGUUAAGUGAUAUAGCUAUACAAGGGAGACAAUUCGGUCUUCCUUUGGUCUUGUACCAGGAACAGUUGUUGGUUUUUGUGAGGUUACUCCUACUGGUAGUACAUCAACUAACUUUCAUACGAGAUACCUUGAAAGUGAGUGGAAAGCCGGAAUGUAGGCCCUGCCCGUAUGGAACCCUCGUAUGUCAUGGACUAGUGCUAACUCAUCUUUUACGUGAGAUUGUUUAUUACAAUAAAUAAGAAAUGAAUGGCAUAACUGAUUCAUAUGAAACACCAACAUGUAAACAAUAUAUGUAUACGUGUAUUAAUGUUAUACGUGCAUCGGUAUUUUUGAGAACAAAAUUGUCACUGUAAAUUCUGUAACAAAUGUUUCGUUACGCCAAAAGUACGGAAACAUUAGAAAGACACCUUGAAAUAUUUUUGUUUGUUUAGGCACUGUUUAAACGUUCAUGGGUGCGCAUGUGCAAAUGUCACCUUCAAACUCACGUGAAAAACUUCAUCCAGAAUGGCGUAUUCACGGGGAAAAGACGUUAAAAUUGUUUGAAAUAUUUUAAUGAUUUUAUGCGUGUUAACUUAAACACCGAAUGAACAACAAAAAAUGAUUAAGAAAAAUUCUUUCCCGUCAGAAACUCACCCAUUGCGAUUUAGUGGACUCGUGCCUUAUUUCCUUACAAUUAUGAGCAGCUGUAGUAACCAACAACUGUGGUAUCUAUAGUUAGAACAUUGUAUAAUAAUAAUAACAAUAAUAAUAAUAACAAUAAUAAUAAUGACUAAAUUUGAGUGCGAAUCGAACUGCUAUAAAUCUGUGAAUAAACAAACCCUAUGACAAAGAGUUAUAAAACUGAAUUAAUUUUACGAAAUUUUACAAAUAUAUUUCAUUAAAUUUCUGGAAAUAUGUUCCAUCAUCCAACAAAAGCACUGUGACAAAAUGUUGAAAUAUGAUGAAAACUGCUUUAUUUGUUGAGUUAAAAGUGUCAACAAUUGAACAACUUUAUAGUAAAAACUUGUAGGUGCCUUUUCACUAACUUCUCAUUUACUUUAUAUUCAUUUUUGAACUUUAUGUUUAUUUAUAUUAUCGUUUGUUUUGUGUUUUAUGUAAAUAGUACUUGUUGUACAUUUAAUAAAGUGUACAUAAUGUU